Messenger RNA from Bacillus rossius redtenbacheri, 1284 nucleotides. It is a transcript of the gene sni, whose product is annotated as C-signal. Bases 6 to 752 code for a protein of 248 amino acids. Gene Ontology annotation, cellular component: cytoplasm. The transcript has 5 exons. The record is from RefSeq and is a predicted model, not a curated record. Gene Ontology annotation, molecular function: carbonyl reductase (NADPH) activity. Lineage: Eukaryota; Metazoa; Arthropoda; Insecta; Phasmatodea; Bacillidae.
ACGAAAUGAAGUCUGUUCUAAUUACUGGCUGCAACCGUGGCAUUGGUUUAGGACUGGUAAAAUAUCUAGUUGAACAACCAUUGCCACCAAAGUAUAUAUUUGCAACGUGCCGCAACCCGGAAACUGCUUUAGAUCUACAAAAUAUUGCAAAGAGUAACAAAAACAUUCAUAUUCAUAAAUUUGAUGUAACUGACUUCGAUAAGUAUGAUACAUUGGUCAAGAGCAUUGGUAAAGCAGUACAAGAAGAAGGCCUCAAUGUCCUUAUAAACAAUGCUGGCAUUUCAACAAAAUUCACAAGAGUCAACAUGGUAAAAGUUGAGCAAAUGACUGAUAACUUCUUGGUAAAUACUGUUGCUCCAUUAAUGUUGACCAAGGCCUGUUUGCCACUGCUCAAAGGAUCUGCAAAUAAAAACCAGUCACUUCCAAUAGGGACAUCGAAAGCUGCCGUUAUCAACAUCGGUUCAAUCCUGGGCUCCAUAACACUGAACAAGAAAGAUGGAGGAUUUUACCCGUAUCGAACCAGCAAGUGUGCGCUGAACGCAGUGACGCGGUCACUAAGCAUAGACCUGAAGCCAGACGGCAUCCUAGUAGCAACUAUACAUCCCGGAUGGGUCAAGACGGACCUUGGUGGUGCCAGCGCUCCACUUACUGUCGAAGAGAGUGUGUCAAAAAUUAUUCAGACCUUGCACUCUUUAAACGAAAAACAUAAUGGUGGCUUUAUCCAGUAUGAUGGUAAAGAACUGCCUUGGUAGGGUGUUUUUAACCACAUAAUAGAAAUGCCUUACAUAUUAUGUACAGUUGUGCAGGGCAGGUGAAGAUAAAUUUUUACAAAUGUCAAUGCAUAAUUUGGCUUUUGUACUAUUGAAUAAUUUUGAAGAAUUGCAAUUUUUUUAGGAAAAGUUUAUCAAAGAAUAACUCAAAAUAUCUUAAAAUUAUAAUGGAUGUAAUUUAUUCCAAUAUAAUAAAAUUUUAUAAAAUUUAAUAAGAUAUAUUGAAAAUAAGUUUUACAUCUUAUCAUUGCUAAAAGUUGGGAAAGCAUCAAUAAAUAACUCAUAAGCAAGAUAUUUUCUAGACACACAGGUAUAUGUAAUAUGGUUACAGUAUUGUGGAGUUAGACAGUCAAUUCACAACAGUUCUGAACCAAAUAAAAUUUAUAGUAUUAAUUGCAUUAUUGUUGUAAUUUUUAAGUACAGAAAAUUGGUUAAAAUAAUGUAGGUAUGUAUCUGGGCUUGUGCUAAUGAAAUAUAUUUUUUUGAGGUCUCAAACUUAUAACUUUGUGAGAAA